CUGAAGGAGCGGACCCAGUGCAGGAGCUACUGAAACAUGUGGAAAGUGGGAGAAAGCGCCAGGGAGACGUAGUUCUGCCGCCCGGCUCCGGCUCCAGCACCAGCUCCAGCACCAGCACCAGUGCAGGCGGGCGGGCGGGAUGUUGGCCGCCUGGGCGUCAGCCCCCGGGAGGUUGCCGGCUUGUGCCUGAGGGAGGGAGGUGGAAGAUCACCCAUCCCAUCGUUCCACUUCCAAAAACCAGCUCGCCGAACUUAUCAGUUGCCAGGAUUACUUCGUUCUACACCAUUCAUUUUAAAGGAUACAACAGUCCGUAUUGUAUUUGUUGCGGGGUUUUUUUCCCAUCCGAAGAGAGAAAAGAUAUGCUGCACCUGAUGUUUCAUGUUACCAGUUGGUACAUUUUCUCUCGUUGAGAUAUGAGAAAGCGGCACAGUGCAAUGCUAUCCGUCUCGAUGCGUGCUUAACUGGAAUUUCAAGUCGAUUUAAAUUUAAAUAAAAAACACGGACCAUUAGUGGACUUUAUCAGGAUUCGGCCCCACUUCUGGUUUCAAUGCAGCAAUGGGUUGUUUCUGCACGACACAGGAAGAAUUUUAUUGCGAAGUAUUACUUUUAGACGAGACCAAGCUUACUCUAACCACUCAACAACAAGGAAUAAAAAAAUCUACUAAGGGGUCUAUUGUCCUGGAUUAUGUCUUUCGAAACGUAAACCUAAUGGAAACCGAAUAUUUUGGUUUGCGAUAUUGUGACAGAAGUCAUCAAACUUACUGGCUGGAUCCCAUGAAAACACUUGCCGAACACAAGGAUCUCAUAAAUACCGGUCCACCCUAUACGUUAUAUUUUGGUGUAAAAUUCUAUGCAGAAGAUCCUUGUAAACUUAAAGAAGAAAUAACAAGGUACCAGUUUUUUCUACAGGUCAAACAGGAUGUCCUUCAAGGUAGAUUGCCAUGUCCUUUAAACAUUGCUGCGCAAUUAGGUGCAUAUGCUAUACAGUCCGAGCUCGGAGACUAUGAUCCUUUUAAGCACACAGCCAAUUAUGUAUCUGAAUACCGCUUUGUUCCGGAUCAGAAAGAGGAUCUCGAAGAAGCAAUAGAACAGCUUCAUAAAGCUUUAAUGGGUCAAGUUCCUGCUGAGACAGAACUCAAUUAUUUGCAAGUUGCCAAACUGUUAGAGAUGUAUGGAGUCGAUCUCCAUCCUGUUUUUGGGGAAAACCAAACGGAAUAUUUUUUAGGUUUAACGCCAGUCGGAGUUGUUGUCUACAAGAAUAAAAUUCAAGUUGGAAAGUAUUUCUGGCCAAGAAUUACCAAGGUGAACUUCAGAGAAACCCAGUUUGAGCUGAGGGUUCUGGGCAAAGAUUGCUCUGAAACGUCAUACUUCUUUGAGGUCCCCAAUAAAGCAGCCUGUAAGCAUCUGUGGAGGUGCUGUGUUGAAUAUCAUACAUUUUUCAGGUUGCCUGAAACUGAUGAGUAUUCAAAUUCUAUGUCCCGAAAACUUAGCAAGUUGGGAUCUCUAGGGUACAGACACCGAUACAGCGGUAAGACUGCAUUUCAACUAAGCAGAGACCAGUCCAUUGAGCUUCCACGGCCUGAUCAGAAUGUGCAGAGAACCCGCAGUAAAACCUACCCGAAGAGGAUUCUUCACCCUCAGCAACCAGGACCAAACAGUAUUAGUCACAGUGUUAUGAAAGCAGAUCAAGUGGAAUAUGAUGGUCCCACCAAAAUUAUCGCACCUUCACCAGUGAAAAGCUCCACAGUAACCAAACUGGAUGGUAGUUCAACCACACAGAACAGAACCAGUGCACCAUGGGAGGAAAAUGGCCCCCAGAGUGGAUUGUAUAUUUCUCCAGAUGAACGCAACAAAUCACCUAAGUUUCCCCAUCCUAAACGGCGGACUGCUUCUGGCGGGAGUGACAAUGAGUCGGCACAGCCAGGAAGACGAUGGAAAAGCCAAAAUAAUGGUGAAGAUAUUGAUGCAAAGCAACAUAAGAGAAGAUCCCGAUCCCGUGGAAACACCAGUGGCAGUGGCAGCGAGUCUGAGAACUCAAGCAGGGAACGUAAACGACGAAACAGGUCACGGCAGGAGAAUGAGAUGGUGGACUCUGCUCCUCAAUGGGAACAAGUGCUACGACGGCAAAAGGAAAGAUCGUUAACUGACCACAACAACAGACGUUCAAAGCACAGAUCACGAUCGAGGAGCCCAGAUGUACAAGCAAAAGAAGAAUUGUGGAAACACAUUCAACGGGAGCUGGUUGAUCCAGGUGGUUUAACAGAACAAGAGCUGAAAGAGAUACCAUACACCAAAGUGGAGACUCAAGGUAACCCAGUGCGAAUCCGGCAUUCACAUUCACCUCGAAGCUUCCGACAGUACCGUCGCUCCCAGUGUUCCGAUGGUGAACGGUCUGUUCUGUCAGAAGUAAACUCGAGAGCUGAUCUUGUGCCACCACUGUCAGUGACCCGUGCCUCAGAUGUUCAAGGCCCUCUUGGAUCAUCUGCACCAUUGAAUCAAAAGCGAAAUAAAUCUGAAGGAUGUACAACGGAAAGAAAGGCUCAAACUUCAAGUGAUAACUGGGAUUCAAAAUACAAUGUUAAAACUUCCAGAACUAUACAGACAAUGAGGAUAAAGAACGAGACCUGAUUACCUUUAACUUGUCAGGAAUUGAAGGAAUUGUUGCCCAUGUCAUGAUGUACCAGGAUUCCAUAAGCCACCAUAGCAUCGCCUUGAGAGAAAACGUGUUUUGAAACUGGUUCAAUAUAACACAUCCUUUUCUGGAUUUUAUACUGAUCUCAUAUAUAUUGACAACUGAUUUUGGGACCAAGUACCUCCUUUUUUAAAUAUAUUUUCGAAAAAACAGUUAUGGAAAACUUUUCUAUGCUUCUGUUUGUACUGAAAUAUUCAUUAUUGACCCUUGAUACACUUGAACAAUGUUAAGCAUACAAAUUUAUUUAACAUAUCUAAGGUUUAUCUAUUGCAUUCAAUGCUUUCCACACAGUGCUCUCAUGACAUCAUUCUCAAUUGAAUGCACCAGGUUAAAAAUUGUAUUUCCUCUUAUAAAUGAAUGAUUUGUGUAUUACUUGUAUGUCUCAAUACAUCUUAUUAGUAUUAUUUGUUUAGCAUUUCUAGACCGCAGAAACUUACGUAGAUGUUUUGCAUUCCAUUCCCUAGUGUACUGUCAAUAAAUAAGUAAAACCA
This is a messenger RNA of Leucoraja erinaceus (little skate), 3183 nucleotides long. RefSeq names its product erythrocyte membrane protein band 4.1 like 4A (gene epb41l4a). Gene Ontology annotation, cellular component: cytoskeleton. Gene Ontology annotation, molecular function: cytoskeletal protein binding. The record is from RefSeq and is a predicted model, not a curated record. NCBI's taxonomy places the organism in Eukaryota, Metazoa, Chordata, Chondrichthyes, Rajiformes, Rajidae.